AUGAUCCACUUGGCCAGUAAUCCAGCUAUUCAUGGGGUGACAGCAACAGGUGAAUCACAUCAUAAGGUCAUGUCUGCUCCAUUACCACUGGCCAAUCCUGGUUUAUCUUCAACCAAUCUGGCUGAUUGUGAGCUUUAUGAGUCAUUUUUGACUGAUAAACCUGCCUCUCAGGGUGGAAGCCUGGCUAUUAUAACUUUCUGGGCCACAACAAGCCAGCAAAUGUUGGGCAAACCCUCCUAUAUGGGCAUGAAAUCUAUGAAAAUUGUCAAUGACAAACGUCAAAUCACUGUACUGGUUGUAUUUAGGAUCCAUGUCACAAAGAAGCCAGUAGCUGGUGAAGUCAGUCAAUUGAUUGGAGGAAAGAAGAAAGAUGAGAUCAAGUUUGGCACCACCAAUUUGAGCUCCUUCAACAAUCAGAAGAUUAUUGGGCUUAAAACUUGCCUUUUUGGUAAAAGUUUGGAUGACUUCAAACUUUUGUGA
Messenger RNA from Melampsora larici-populina 98AG31, 480 nucleotides. RefSeq lists its product as uncharacterized. The coding region runs from base 1 to 480 and encodes 159 amino acids. The record is from RefSeq and is a predicted model, not a curated record. The transcript has 3 exons. NCBI's taxonomy places the organism in Eukaryota, Fungi, Basidiomycota, Pucciniomycetes, Pucciniales, Melampsoraceae.